Messenger RNA from Erinaceus europaeus (western European hedgehog), 2272 nucleotides. It is a transcript of the gene ZNF280B, whose product is annotated as zinc finger protein 280B. The record is from RefSeq and is a predicted model, not a curated record. Lineage: Eukaryota; Metazoa; Chordata; Mammalia; Eulipotyphla; Erinaceidae. Gene Ontology annotation, molecular function: RNA polymerase II cis-regulatory region sequence-specific DNA binding; DNA-binding transcription factor activity, RNA polymerase II-specific. The transcript is spliced from 3 exons. Gene Ontology annotation, biological process: regulation of DNA-templated transcription. The coding region runs from base 415 to 2043 and encodes 542 amino acids.
UCAGGCAUGAGAGCCUUUUUGCAUAACCAGUAUGAUAUCACCCCCACCCUUUAAUGUUUGUUUGUUUGGUUUUGUAAGUUACUUAUUUAUUCAUGAGAAAGGCACUGGGUGGGUGGGAAGAAGGGGAGAGAACCAGAUGUCACUCUGGUUCACAUGCUGCUGUCUGUCCAGGAUCGAACUCCGGACCUCAUGCCUCAGAGUUCAAGGCUUCAUCCACUGCACCGCGUCCUGGCAGGCGUGUCUGUUUUCCUGGUUGUGAUCUUCCGCCUGAACUGUUUUCAAGACCUUAGACAAUCCCUGCACACCGGAGCUAAGAUGAAAGAAGACUUUCCAUAAUAAGGACCAAGGUGCAGUUUAUCUUAAGGAAGCACUGACACUUGUGUCAACAUCCUUCAAGAAUAAAAAUACUAUAAAAUGGAACAACUAUAUAUAUUAUCUGAGGAUGAAGAAGAGUCAGAACCACAGAAAAGUCUAAAAGAUACCAAACAAGUGGAUGAUGAGGACUCCGAGCUGAUCUUUGUUGGAGUGGAACAUGUCAAUGAUGAUGCUGAGCUGAUCUUUGUUGGGGUAACUUCAGAUUCAAAACCAGUUGUUUCAAACAUUUUGAACCGAGUCACCCCAGGUUCAUAUUUAAGAAGGAAAAAGCACAGUCGCCUCAGAAAAAAUAGUGCUCAUAAUUUGCAGCCUAUAUGUCACAUGGUCCCAGCAUCAGAAGCUGUCACUAUCUUGCCAUUUUCUGAACCUGAGUCAAGAUCAACAGGUAGUCCUAUCAUUAUUGAGCCUUUGUCAAACUCUGAUUGUAAAAAUAACUCACCACAAGUUGUGCCUAAUAGCUCUCUAGAGUUAUGUUCUCCGCUGGCUACCUUAACAAGUUCAGUGCAGCAACCAGAAGCUCCAGAAGCAGCACUUUCUGCAGGAAAACUAAACAAAAGCCUACAUAUAUCAAAGCGACUUUCUACUUCUGAAGGAAACAAUGUAAAUCCCAAAAAGCCUAAACUCAGUGAUGGAAUCUUAGGGGGACAGUCUUCAGCUCUGUCCUCUUCAGGUAUUGCUAUUCAACAAAACAUACCCUCAAAUGGUACUCAUACCUCAGUAAACUCUGUUCAGAAUGGAGCACCUUCUCUAGUAACUUUGCCAAAGGACAAUGUGUGCUUUAAGCCUAUAAAUCCUGGAAGGGAAAAGAGACGUGCAGAAAUAGGCAUCUGGAGUCCAGCAAGUCAAAAUGGAACUUUUGCUACCAGCCAAGGCAAUCUGACUAUGUUACUUCAUGACUUUUACUAUGGAUAUCAUGAAGGAGAUGAACAACCAGAAGAGAAGACUCAUACCACUUUCAAAUGCCCCAGCUGUUUGAAAUCCCUAAAAAACAUCAAGUUUAUGAAUCACAUGAAGCACCAUUUGGAACUUGAGAAGCAGAUUGGUGACAGCUGGAAAAACCACACCACCUGCCAGCAUUGCCACCGCCAGUUCCCCACUCCCUUUGAGCUGCAAUGCCACAUAGAAAAUGUGCACACCGCCCAGGAAGCCGUCCCUUUAUGUAAAAUUUGUGAAUUGUCAUUCAAAACUGAUCAAGCUCUCUUAGAGCACAUGAAGGACAAUCAUAAACCUGGUGAAAUGCCCUAUGUGUGCCAGGUUUGCAAUUACAGAUCAUCAACCUUUGCAGAGGUGGAAACACAUUUCAGAACAUGCCACAAGUACACUAAGAAUUUGCUCUGUCCGUUUUGUCUUAAGAUUUUCAAAACUGCAACACCAUACAUGUGUCAUUUUAGAGGACACUGGGAAAAGACUGUUCAUCAGUGUUCCAAGUGCCGGCUGCAGUUUUUCACUUUCAAAGAGAAAAUGGAGCACAAGACUCGGUGUCAUCAAAUGUUUAAGAAGCCCAAACAACUAGAAGGAUUGCCUCCUGAAACAAAAGUUAUUAUUCAAGUGUCACUGGAACCUGUUCAACCAGGAUCAGGGGAAGUAGCAUCAGUUACUGUGAGCACCUCUGAUGCUGAAUCAUCACUCCCAAAGUCUAAAAAUAAAAUUUCAAAAAAGAACCAUUAAUCUUGGUGCCAGAAAUCUAAAGUAAGGAAGUUAAAAAUCCCAUAAGAACAAAAAUACUUUGAAAAAAAUUAUUCAAUCACAUCAAAAUAGUGAAACUAAUGAAUUGUUUUAUGAAGUUUUUUUCUUAAUUGAUGACAUACAAAAUGUUUAAAUUUUUUUAAAUUUCAUUUUAAGAUGUAAUCCCUGGUUUAUCUAACUAGUUGGCUUAGCAUAUAAAAACGUGUUUGUG